Molecule: messenger RNA, 1809 nt
Organism: Rhopalosiphum maidis (corn leaf aphid)
Lineage: Eukaryota; Metazoa; Arthropoda; Insecta; Hemiptera; Aphididae
Product: protein CutA homolog
Exons: 6
Coding region: 210-596 (128 amino acids)
Biological process (GO): response to metal ion
Molecular function (GO): copper ion binding
Source: RefSeq, a predicted model, not a curated record
AACGUUAUCACUUGCCGGUUUUGGUAUACUGUCGAAUGACGAAUUCUCUAUUUGCUAUUUUUCGGAACGGUCUGAAGUCGAUCAAAAAUAAUUACGAAUAAAAUAAAAAGGAACGGUGACCAAAGAAGCGAGUAACUAACUAUCAUAGAGGAGACUAAAAAUUACUCUUGUGCUUUACAUAGAAAUUGACUACGUGACGCAAAUCCAUAAUGUACAAAUGCGGAAUACAUUCUAUUGUACAUGUUACUGCACCGUCUAUUGAAUUCGCAAAAAGUUUAGCUCGUGGUAUUAUAACAAAAGAUCUUGCAGCUUGUGUAAAUUUGAUCCCUAAUGUUACAUCAAUUUAUAAAUGGAAAGGUGAAGUAACAGAAGACUCUGAAAUACUGAUGAUUAUUAAAACACGAACUUCGAGAAUAGAAGAUUUAACUAAUUAUGUUAAGUCUGCUCACCCAUAUGAAGUCUGUGAAGUAAUUUCUACUAAAAUAGAAAAUGGUAAUAUUCCUUACUUGAAAUGGAUAUCAGAAUGUGUACCAGAAACUUCUGAAGAUUUAGUUAUUGAUACUAACAAGACUGAUUUAUCUGAAACCAAAAAAUAAAAUAGUAAAUUAAGUAUUGACUGCAUUAUUUAAUGAGAUCCAUAUACCAUAUUUAAUUAUUGAAUAUAUUUUGAACUAAGCUAAAUUUAUAAUAGUAUUGUAAUUAAAUUAAAAAUGAUUACUUUUUAUCUUUGAGUUUAUAAAACAUUUUAAUAACUGAAAUUAUAUUAAUAGAUUCUUAUUUAUACAUAUUUGUCUAAUCACCUAUAAUCAUAAUGAUAUCGAGUGCAACAUUGUUAUAUCAUGUAAAAUAUUAUCCAAUAACUAUGUUUUUUUUCAAUAUUUAAUACAUUUUAUAUAUUUUUGAUAACCAAUAUUUUUUACAUUAUAAAUUCGUAAAGAAAAAAUAUUUUUAUUACUUUUUGUUAUUAUUGUUUACGUCAGAACGAAAGACAUGUAAUUGAAUUAUACCGUGAUGCUAUUAAUAUUAGGCUUGGUAUGGCAAUAGGCUAAUAAGAACGACAACAUACAGUUUUUUAUUCCCGUUCCUCGUUAUUAUUGUUUACUAUAUCUUUGUAUUAUCAAUGGUUAGCGUUUUUCUUGAUAAUCUUUCUUAUUCAGUGUAUUGUUUUUUUUUUUUGUGUGUAAUUAAUUGUUCAGCCAAACACCUUUAUUAUUGUUUUGGUUUUCAUAUUUGUUCGCAUUAUUGUUAUUGUUUUAUUGUUUAUUAGCUACUUUUGUAGCUUACUUCAUUGUUAAGCCCAGGAUCACGCCGCGUAAGUCGCUCAACAACUCGGGUGGGAGAGUUGUGUGAGAGACUGCUCAGAAUAUCCAAAGAUCAUCAUCGCUCACCUCAGCCUCUAGCAUCACCGGACUUCCGUAGUGGUUAACUUAGUAUAUAAAAAUCAUUUUUCCCAUGUAUUUAUACUUUCUAUGGUCAUUGCACAAAACCGACUUCACCAUAGAGAACCUCCCCUCCCCGAUAAUUAAUCUGUGUAUCAUCCUAACUCCUAUGUAUAAAUUCUAGUUUGUUCCCUACUCUAAACCGUUCUCGAACUAAUGUUGUUGAUGUGUAAUAGGUUGUCUAUCGUGUCCCGUAAGUCGAAUGAAACAUGAAUUGCCUAACCAAAUAUUUUCAGGCGUUUUCUUGAUUUGGUUAAUAUUUAAUUAUUCUUGGUUCAUAAUACUGAAUCCUUCGACAUAAUAUUAUAUAGUUGCGUUUGCGCGUACAAUUAUUUUAAUAAUUUGUGUUUCCGCACUAUAUGAGCUCAUU